AAAAAACAAAACGGAAAACGGGCAGCGCCGUUUCUCUCCCUCCCUCUCUCUCUCCACCCCGCGAGCGUCACGCCGCGACGAGACUCCCACGCGGUCCGCCCCGCGUCGCCUCGCGAUGGCCGCCGCCGACUACGACCGCGCGUACCGCCCCGACGCGGCCCCGGCCCCGGCCCCCGCCGCUGCCGGGGAGUUCGACCGCCCCUACCGCAACGAGGUGGUGCCGUACGGCGACCGCCGCCUCGACAUCGUCGUCAAGCCGCCCGCCAGGUCGCCGCCGCCGCCGCUGCCGGCGUCCGCCAGGAGCGGCGGCGGGGCGGGGUCGGCGUGGUGCUUCAGCGACCCGGAGAUGAAGAGGCGGCGGCGGGUGGCGAGCUACAAGGCCUACUCGGUGGAGGGCAAGGUCAAGGCAUCGCUCCGCAGGGGGUUCCGCUGGAUCAAGGCCAAGUGCUCCAAGCUCAUCCAGGGCUGAGCCCGGGAUCUCGGUGGAAUUCUAUUGGGAUGGUGGAAGAUGCUGCAAAACGAAGUGCGAAGCAUGGGGUGUUGGGGUGUAUUUUGCUAAUUCGCUCCCAAAUGUCGAAGAAGAUUUGUUCAUGAGAUUGUGUAGGGAAUUUUUAUGCUGCCCCUGGUUAUAUAGGAAGAAGAGUCCAUAUGAACUCUCCUGAGAUUGCUUGUUACCGCCCUGCUAAUUAUCCCCUAAUCUGUUGAAGAAUGUUUGAAGAGGAACUGAAUCAUGAAAAGGGAAACCCUCUGCAUGAUACUAGUGCUACUCUCUAA
Molecule: messenger RNA, 774 nt
Organism: Panicum virgatum (switchgrass)
Lineage: Eukaryota; Viridiplantae; Streptophyta; Magnoliopsida; Poales; Poaceae
Exons: 2
Coding region: 116-469 (117 amino acids)
Source: RefSeq, a predicted model, not a curated record